AAAACACCGACCGACCCGACGGACCGACGACAAUAUUACACAAUCGAUGCGUGCGGAAUGUUUGAUUUGUCGGCAAAAGUUUUGUGAUUGCAACCUGAAGCAGCAGAGUUUGAUUGAUUGAUUGAUCGAUUGAUUGAUUGAUUAAUUGUUUGAUUGAUUGAUUGAUGGCUGUAACAAGUAAACCCCCCGUUGUGUAUGAUGCAUUAUGGGAAGACAGAGAUGUACGCUUUGAUAUAAGUACAGCGCAGAUGAAUAUGAGAUCAGGAGAGAGGAUAAUUGAUCUUCUUGAUUCAGUGGAAGACACAAAGGGGAAUAAUGGAGACAAAGGUCGUCUGAUUGUGACUAACCUGAGGCUCAUAUGGCAUUCUCAAUCCCUACCGAGAGUUAACUUAUCUGUUGGAUAUACAUGCAUCAUCAACAUCACAGUACGCAGUGCACAUUCUAAACUGCGAGGGCAGGCUGAAGCAUUGUACAUUCUAACCAGAUGUAAUAAUACACGGUUUGAAUUCAUCUUUACUAGUGUUAUACCUGGCUCACCUAGACUGUUCACUACUAUCAUGUCAGUACACAGGGCAUAUGAGACAUCUAAGUUAUAUCGUGAUCUCAAACUCAGAGGAGCUAUUAUUCACAAUAAGAAUUUGCGCUUAUUACCUCUAGAACAGGUUUAUAAUAAAGUCAAUGGUGUGUGGAAUCUCUCUAUUGAUCAGGGGAAUCUUGGCACAUUUUUCAUCACUAAUGUCCGGCUAGUGUGGCAUGCGAACAUGAAUGAAGCCUUCAAUGUCAGUGUUCCUUAUCUUCAAAUGCGGAGCGUCAAGAUCAAAGACUCUAAGUUUGGUGUGGCAUUGGUACUUGAAUCCUCAGUUCAGAGUGGGAGCUAUGUUCUUGGUUUUCGCAUUGAUCCUGCGGACAAGCUUCAAGAUGUAGUGAAAGAGAUCCAGUCCCUUCACCGUGUGUAUAGUUCUAGUCCUAUAUUUGGUGUGGAGUAUGAAUCGGAAGAUCGGCCUCAGACAGUUGAAGAGUUAACCAUAGAGAACCCUCAAGACGGUGUGGACAUAGUCAAUGAUGAUGAACAAUCAGAUGCAUUUGCGGCCUAUUUUGCUGACGGUGACAAACAAAAAGACAGACCUCCAGUGUAUUCUGAAGAGCUUGGUCUUGCCAUUGAGAAGCUCAAGAAUGGAUUCACGUUGUCUAAUCUAUGGGAAGUAGUGGAGCAGAAAUGAGCAAGAUGGCGGGAUGAUAUCAUCAGCAUCACUCCGAACUUUCAACCCUCUAAAUGCUGGCAUGGUAGUCUUCCUACUUCUGUAUAAAACGCCCAGACAAAAUGUUGUCAGUGAAAACAAUGUCAAUCCAAAAUACAUGUACUGCGAUGAUACAACCAUUCAAUCUGAAGUGUUGUAGAAAUAUUACUUCUAUUAUUUGUAAAAUUAGUUUGAUGUGUUCAUUUGUACAAAGUUUGAAAUUCUAUUUAUAUUGUUCUUUAAUGUUUUAGCUCUCAUACAAUCAUUAUCAUCAUCCUUCGUCCUUGGACGGAAGAGUUGACGCAUUUUUGAUGAAAUGGUGCCAGGUUGUUUUAUCCCUCAUUAGUUGUUGGGUCUUGUUUUGAUUGAGAUUUGCUCAUACAAACAACUUAAAUAAUUACAUUUAUAAGGAACUAUAAAACAAGUAUUUGUGAUUGAAACAAAUUUUCUUAAGUACCACAACAAUUGCAUAAACCUAAAACAUUAUCACUGUUCUUAUUUUUUAGGUGUUCGGCCAACAGCCGAACAACUAUUGUUAUUGUUCUGUUUUUUUGUUUUUGUUUUUUUUU
Molecule: messenger RNA, 1807 nt
Organism: Asterias rubens (European starfish)
Lineage: Eukaryota; Metazoa; Echinodermata; Asteroidea; Forcipulatida; Asteriidae
Product: Bardet-Biedl syndrome 5 protein homolog
Exons: 11
Coding region: 165-1220 (351 amino acids)
Biological process (GO): intracellular transport; cilium assembly
Cellular component (GO): ciliary basal body; BBSome
Molecular function (GO): phosphatidylinositol-3-phosphate binding
Source: RefSeq, a predicted model, not a curated record